CCUUCCUACUCCUUUGAUCCUUACAUGCCUGCUGGUCAUCAUGCCCCAUUCACCCCUCACAUUGGGGGGAAACUUACGGUAGCACUUUUUAUUGUCACCCUUUUUGCUUUUGUAGUAGAGAGCGAGUUCACACAAUAUGUCCAGACAGACCUCGGAUACAGACAACCUUUUUUAAUUUUCUACGUCGUUCAUUCGUCGUUCGCUAUCAUCUUCCCACUUCAUCUCUUAUAUCUAAGGAUGACCACGAAGCACUCGACAAAGUCCCUCGUAAAUGGCUUAUCAAUAGCUGUUGGUGACCACCUUUCUCCUUUGGCGUUCCCUCCAAGUUCGACGGACUUCCCUCGGUUCCGUUUCGUUUCCCUCAUACUCACGUUAACUGCCGGAAUCACGUUCCCGGGUCUCCUUUGGUUUGCUGCCAUCACUCUGGCUUCUGUCAGUGACGUGACUGCUAUUUGGAACACCAACGCAUUUUUCGCGUACAUAAUCUCUGUCCAGGUCUUUCACCUCAAAUGGGAGUCGCGCCGACUCCUGGCUGUUCUAUUGGCCACUCUAGGCGUUCUAGUCGUUGUCUAUGGAGGUAGCAUAUCCGCUCCUGAAGAAACAGGCACGGAGGUGGUGCAGGACUUCAAACGCCCUACGGCACCUCUCAUCGGCGACUUGCUAACAUUAGCGGCAUCGCUUAUCUAUGCAUUGUAUCAGGUUAUGUACAAAAAGUACGCUGCCUUGCCAUCUGAUCCGGAGCUUGUUUCCGAGAGGAUAUAUGAUCCACUUCCGGAGGCAGAUGAUUUGGACAUUGAGAAUUCCAGCGAAACGGAUACCAAGGAUACCGACACAGCCUGUCCGCCUCCAUUUGGAUUCCAUCCCAACUUCCUAACAUCGGCCAUCGGAAUAUGCACAUUCAUUUUUCUAUGGAUACCUAUACCUAUAUUGGACUAUUUUCAAAUCGAAGCCUUUGCCUUACCGGACAGCUGGCGGACGGUUCUGGCUAUAAUGACGAUUGCCAUGAGUGGUGUCGUGUUUAACGCUGGCUUUAUGAUUCUUCUGGCCAUAUGGGGGCCAAUCAUGACAUCAGUCGGAGGUCUCUUAACGAUAGCUCUCGUUUUCAUUUCGGAUGUCAUGUUCGGCGCCGGCAUGAGAGCCGUUACCAUGGGUAGUGUUGUAGGAUCAACAAUGAUAGUCGCAGCCUUCGGAGUGUUGGCAUAUGAUAUGGCUAAGCACUAGUUCAGAGUACACCCUAUAAUAUAGAACGUAUGUCUACAAUCUUAGUUCCAAUCCUAGUAGCAAUUCAAACGU
Molecule: messenger RNA, 1293 nt
Organism: Desarmillaria tabescens
Lineage: Eukaryota; Fungi; Basidiomycota; Agaricomycetes; Agaricales; Physalacriaceae
Exons: 6
Coding region: 25-1221 (398 amino acids)
Source: RefSeq, a predicted model, not a curated record